Messenger RNA from Aspergillus uvarum CBS 121591, 1819 nucleotides. Its product is annotated as 2,3-bisphosphoglycerate-independent phosphoglycerate mutase. The coding region runs from base 165 to 1727 and encodes 520 amino acids. The transcript is spliced from 5 exons. Lineage: Eukaryota; Fungi; Ascomycota; Eurotiomycetes; Eurotiales; Aspergillaceae. Gene Ontology annotation, cellular component: cytoplasm. The record is from RefSeq and is a predicted model, not a curated record. Gene Ontology annotation, biological process: glucose catabolic process. Gene Ontology annotation, molecular function: manganese ion binding.
GUUGUUUUCACCGGGCCAGCCUUUUUACUCCGGUCUCUCCACCAGUCCACCUACUCUUCUUCCUCUUUCGUCCUGUCUUCUUUCUUGAUUCUCUUUUUCCUCCUUGCUUCAAUUCCUAUUCCUAGUUUUCCUUCCCAAUUAUCCAUCUCCAACAUCACUUCACCAUGGUUAAGGUUGAUCAGAAGGUCGCUUUGAUCGUCAUCGAUGGCUGGGGUGUCGCCGGGCCCGACUCCCGCAAGGACGGUGAUGCCAUCCUCGCCGCUGAGACCCCCUUCAUGUCUGGCUUCGCUGAGGCCGACUCCAAGACUGCCCAAGGUUACACCGAGCUGGAUGCCUCGUCCCUCGCCGUCGGAUUGCCCGAGGGACUCAUGGGCAACAGCGAGGUUGGCCACUUGAACAUCGGUGCUGGCCGUGUUGUCUGGCAGGACAGCGUCCGCAUCGACCAGACCCUGAAGAAGGGUGAGCUCAACAAGAUCGACAACGUUGUCGCCUCCUUCAAGCGGGCUAAGGAGGGCAACGGCCGUCUGCACCUGUUGGGUCUGGUCUCGGACGGUGGUGUCCACUCCAACAUCACUCACCUGGUUGGUCUGCUGAAGGUUGCUAAGGAGUUGGAGAUCCCCCAAGUCUUCAUCCACUUCUUCGGUGAUGGACGUGAUACCGACCCCAAGAGUGCCGCCAAGUACAUGCAGCAAUUGCUUGACCAUACUAAGGAAAUUGGCAUCGGUGAGAUCGCUACCGUCGUUGGCCGCUACUGGGCCAUGGACCGCGACAAGCGCUGGGACCGUGUCGAGAUCGCCAUGAAGGGUAUCGUCACUGGCGAGGGUGAGGACAGCGAGGAUCCCGUCAAGACGAUCAACGAGCGCUAUGAGAAGAAGGAGACCGACGAGUUCCUCAAGCCUAUCAUUGUCGGCGGCAAGGACAGACGUGUCCAGGACAACGACACCCUGUUCUUCUUCAACUACCGCUCUGACCGUGUUCGUGAGAUCACUCAGCUGCUGGGUGACUACGACCGCUCCCCCAAGGCCGACUUCCCUUACCCCAAGGACAUCCACAUCACCACCAUGACCCAGUACAAGACCGAUUACACCUUCCCCGUUGCUUUCUCCCCUCAGCACAUGGGUAAUGUGCUGGCGGAGUGGCUCAGCAAGAAGGACCUCAAGCAGUGCCACGUUGCCGAGACCGAGAAGUAUGCCCACGUCACUUUCUUCUUCAACGGUGGUAUCGAGAAGCAGUUCGACGGCGAGGUGCGUGACAUGAUCCCCUCGCCCAAGGUUGCCACCUACGACCUGGACCCCAAGAUGAGCGCCAAGGAGGUUGGUGAGAAGAUGGCCGAGCGCCUUGGUGAGGGCAAGUUCGAGUUCGUCAUGAACAACUUCGCUCCCCCCGACAUGGUCGGCCACACCGGUGUCUAUGAAGCUGCCAUCGAGGGUGUUUCUGCCACCGACAAGGCUAUCGGUGUCAUUUACGAGGCCUGCAAGAAGAACAACUACAUUCUGUUCAUCACCGCUGACCAUGGAAACGCCGAGGAGAUGCUUAACGAGAAGGGCACCCCUAAGACCUCCCACACCCUCAACAAGGUUCCUUUCGUCAUGGCCAACGCCCCCGAGGGUUGGAGCCUCAAGAAGGAGGAUGGUGUCCUCGGUGACGUCGCCCCCACCAUCCUGGCUGCCUUGGGCGUUGAGCAGCCCGAGGAGAUGUCCGGACGCAGUCUUUUGGUUAAGGCAUAGAUUUAGUGUAUAGACUAUAGUUCAGGUUUCUAGAUACGGCGAUUUAUGAAGCGAUGAAUAUUAAUGGAGCGCCCGAAGGGCAUCAAGUGAAU